Molecule: messenger RNA, 789 nt
Organism: Daldinia childiae
Lineage: Eukaryota; Fungi; Ascomycota; Sordariomycetes; Xylariales; Hypoxylaceae
Exons: 7
Coding region: 1-789 (262 amino acids)
Source: RefSeq, a predicted model, not a curated record
AUGGAGUCUAGAGGCAUUCCGGACCCUCACGGCAAGGCGGAGAUCGGCGUCAACGGAUGGCUAAUUGGAUUUUCGAGUAUUUUAUACGCGAUUAGACUAUUCGUUCGCAUAUCGAUCACGAAAUCCCCCGGCCUCGACGACGCGCUCGCAGGGGUCGCCUAUUCUGGGAUGGAUAUUAAUGCUGAGCUCCUUGGUAGAGACAUGCAAAUAGGCACUGCGACAGAGGAAACUAAGGCUGAUUUCUUCGCGUCGUUGACGUAUCAGACACUCGUCUACUUUUGGACAGUUGCUAUGGUGAGGUUUGCAAUUCUUGCUUUCUUGCCUCGAAUUAUCCGAGAUAGGAAUAUUAGCAUAAUCUCAUGGGUUGUUGCGUUAGUAAUUCUCGCUCAGACAGUCGGCUCGUUUACAUACAGAAUCCUCGAGUGUGACCCGAUUUCGGAUAUCCUCAAGUCUCCGACGACAAAAGGACUUAAUUGUGUCGAUCCCAAUGUCCAUAACACAAUGAUGGUAGGACACGGCAUAGUGGGCGUUGUUUUGGACGCAAUUCUUCUUAUAUUGCCUAUCUGGAUUAUAUGUGCCAACAUGUUGUGGUCCAAGAAGAUGAUUCAGAUUAUAUUAGUUUUUAGUGUCGGACUGUCCGCGGUAGUUAUAGGAGCUGUGCGUGUGGUCAUAAUAUCGAAGCUGGACUUCGCUAAGGCCUCGAAUUUGGACAAACCUCGAGAGCCAUAUCGGCUUAUGGUGCGGCUGUUUCCCUGCUUUGCAAGCAGUCUUGCGGAUUGGGCGUCUUAA